Molecule: messenger RNA, 2160 nt
Organism: Capra hircus (goat)
Lineage: Eukaryota; Metazoa; Chordata; Mammalia; Artiodactyla; Bovidae
Gene: SP5
Product: Sp5 transcription factor
Exons: 2
Coding region: 369-1562 (397 amino acids)
Biological process (GO): regulation of transcription by RNA polymerase II
Molecular function (GO): DNA-binding transcription factor activity, RNA polymerase II-specific; RNA polymerase II cis-regulatory region sequence-specific DNA binding
Source: RefSeq, a predicted model, not a curated record
CAGUUCUUUUAUCCAGACCAACAAACACACCAUAGGAGCUUUGUGGAUUCAAAGGAUUUGCUUUCGCUUCUGAAAGAGCCGCUAUUCUUUGAUGAUUGGGUAGCGGCAAACUUCAAAGCCAUAAAUCUUCCCUCUGACUGGCUGGCGGCCCAGCAAAGUCCUUAUCAAAUUCUUGGAGGUGAUCCUGAAGCGCUCAGACCGCGCGCUGGGCGAGCGAGCGGGGUGCGGCGAGGGGCGCGGGCAGGGAGGGCCCCAGCGCGCAGGGCGGGAGCCGGGAAGGGACGCUAGGCGGCCCUUCGUCCUCGCCCUCGGGUCUCCAUGCCUCAGCAGCGCCCUGCUCCGCAGCCAGCGGCCCGCAAGCCGUAGCCAUGGCCGCCGUGGCCGUCCUCCGGAACGACUCGCUGCAGGCCUUCCUCCAGGACCGCACCCCCAGCGCCUCCCCGGACCUGGGCAAGCAUUCGCCCCUGGCGCUGCUAGCCGCCACCUGUAGCCGUAUCGGCCAGCCGGGCGCCACGGCGCCCCCGGAUUUCCUGCAGGUGUCCUACGACCCCGCGCUGGGCUCGCCCUCCAGGCUCUUUCACCCGUGGACCGCUGACAUGCCGGCGCACUCGCCCGGCGCGCUGCCGCCCCCGCACCCCAGCCUGGGGCUGACACCACAGAAAUCGCACCUGCAGCCGUCCUUCGGGGCGGCGCACGAGCUGCCGCUUACACCCCCUGCCGACCCCUCGUACCCCUACGAGUUCUCGCCGGUCAAGAUGCUGCCCUCGAGCAUGGCGGCGCUGCCCGCCAGCUGCGCGCCCGCCUACGUGCCCUACGCGGCCCAGGCCGCGCUGCCCCCCGGCUACUCCAACUUGCUGCCCCCGCCGCCUCCGCCACCGCCGCCCACGUGCCGCCAGCUGUCCCCCAACUCGGCCCCCGACGACCUCCCGUGGUGGAGUAUCCCGCAGGCCGGCAGCGGUCCGGGAACCUCGGGGGUUCCAGGGGGCAGCCUUUCUGGCCCCUGCGCCGGGGCCCCCCACGCGCCGCGCUUCCCCGCUUCGGCGGCCGCCGCUGCAGCUGCCGCUGCCGCGCUGCAGCGGGGCCUGGUGUUGGGCCCGUCGGACUUCGCGCAGUACCAGAGCCAAAUCGCUGCGCUGCUGCAAACCAAGGCCCCCCUGGCGGCCACGGCCAGGAGGUGCCGCCGCUGCCGCUGCCCCAACUGCCAAGCAGCGGGCGGCGCCCCGGAGGCAGAGCCGGGCAAGAAGAAGCAGCACGUGUGCCACGUGCCGGGCUGCGGCAAGGUGUACGGCAAGACGUCGCACCUGAAGGCGCACCUGCGCUGGCACACGGGCGAGCGGCCCUUUGUGUGCAACUGGCUCUUCUGCGGUAAAAGCUUCACGCGCUCGGACGAGCUGCAGCGGCACCUGCGGACUCACACGGGCGAGAAGCGUUUCGCCUGCCCCGAGUGCGGCAAGCGCUUCAUGCGCAGCGACCACCUCGCCAAGCACGUCAAGACGCACCAGAAUAAGAAGCUCAAAGUUGCUGAGGCCGGAGUAAAGCGGGAGGACCCGCGGGACCUGUAAGCCCAUCUAGGGGCUACUCGAGACCUCUCCUGCCUCGGGCUCCCUACCCAGCACCUCUUCGGGGAGGUUGGGCGAGGUGGGGGGGGGGGGGCGCCUGUGGGCAGCCGGCCAAGGGGAGUCCUAACAGAGGCACUUGCCUCUUCCUGCUUGCCUUCCUCCCAGAGCGACGCCAGGCCUCCAACUCCCUGGCCGGCCUGUGGACGGGACCCUGUAUCCGGGAGGAGCAGGGGUGGUAGAGUUGAGAGCUCGGCGCCAGGAAAAAGAGGCUCUCAACCAUUUCCCCCCAAUCUGGGAGACCUGCAUUUAGGGGGAUCCACCCUGGGCUGACCUUUGUGUACAGCAGACGCUACUGAAAUCAAAACGGAAGGACCUUGAGAGAUUUGAAAUAGUGCUCGAGUUUUUUGCUAGGACUCGGCCGGGCUCUGUACAGGUUAUUUAAUAGCUUUCUUAAUAAUUAUAAUAACAUUAAUUAAAAUGUUACUUUUGUCCUCAGCUCCAUGCAGAGCUACAGCAUGAAUUGUCUCUGUAAAGCAAUCAGCAGUUGCAGCGUGAAAAUAAAUACGUUAACUCCGGGGUCACCUCGGCAAGACCCCGCUGA